UAAAAUCUUAGUUACAUUAUAAUAGUACUAUGAGCAACAUGAACGGACUUCAUAUUUUAAUGGUGAUGAUUACACUUGUUGUGCAAUAUGAAGCAUUCCUAUUCAACGGUAUGUUCAAAUGUCCUCCGUCUACCCUUCGGGCACAUUACCUGGCUCAAUUCUUUUUCUCUCCCGGAUAUCCGAUGGGAUAUCCCAGUGGCAUGGAUUGUCAGUGGGUUAUUGAAGCACCACCCGGUCAUCAAGUAGAAAUCGUAUUUGUUGAAGUUUUGACGGAAUCAUGCUGUGACAUCAUUGAGUUACGGGAUGGUAAUUCUAGUUCCUCUGGACUACUAGCCACAUAUCGUGGAAAUGUCACGGAAUCGAUUUACGUUUCAUCCUUUGGAUCAAUUUUUGUUCGUUUCAAAACAGAUGAAUCAUAUGAAGACAAUGGUUUUGCAGCAGAAUACAGGAUAGCCACAACUCACUCGGAAAAUUGUACAGAAAAUUUGGAAGCGCAGGAAGAAGGCAAGCUUCUAAAAUCUCCUGGUUGGCCAGUUCAUUAUGAAAAUAAUCUUCAUUGUACAUGGACAAUAAAAGCACCUGCGGACAAAAGCGUUGCUGUUACAUUUCAAGAAAUGGAUACAGAAUCAUGCUGUGAUUAUGUCUUGGUAAGAUAUGGUAAUUCAAUGAAUUCCAAAGUGUAUGAAUUGGGAGGAGCUAUCGGUCCACAAAUUCAACCACAAUAUAUAUCUACUGGGGGUAUAUUACAAGUUGUAUUUAGAUCUGAUAGUACAACAAUUAGAAGAGGUUUUUCAGCCGUUUAUAAAGCAGUCGAAAGAAAACAAAAAGUAAUUAAAAUAGAAAAAGAAAAAUGCGGCGGAAGAUUCGUUGUACCUCAACAUGGACAUGGCACCUUUACUACACCCAGAUAUCCAAUGAAGCAUGCGAAUGAUCUUAAAUGUGUCUGGAUACUAAUGGCUCCUCCGAAGGUCAAAAUAAUGCUUUGGUUCACAUCAGUGAGCACAGAAGCCUGCUGUGAUUUCAUCAAGAUUCGGGAUGGAGAUAAACCAACUUCAAGAAAAUUAGGAGUAUUAAGUGGAAAAAACAUCAUGUUUUCCUAUUACGUAUCUUCCUCUAACAAAUUGCGAGUAGAUUUUGAAUCCGAUAUCUCAACUGCAAGUCGUGGAUUUCGAGCUGUCUUUGAAAGGCUGCAUGAUUCUAGUAAAGAAGCAUGUGGUGGUGUUCGGAGAGCUCUGAAAACAGGAGGAAAUAUAUUUCAAGUCCAAACUGGCCUUCCAGCCCAGACUCGCCACGAUGUGAAUGGACAAUUUCUGCUCCAAUUGGAUAUUCAGUUUUUGUUUCAAGUAAUCGGAUUUCACACAAAUCGAUUCCGGACCAAAUAUUGUUCUACGAUGGAAACUCGCGCCUUCGCGCAUUUGCAAUAAUGGACGGAAAAUCGGCUUGCUUUCAAGAUAUAUCAGUUCUCGAAUGCUUUGAUUAUCUGGUGUUCAAACCAGACUUCACAACAACGGAAGGUGGAUUCCGCGCGUACUUCAGAGCUAUCCCAAAAGACAAUCAUUACGGCAAUCAAUAUCCAGCGUAAGUCCGGCAACAUGCAUGAAAGAGAAUGAUAAACUGAAUGGCCAAUUUAUACGAAGUAAGAUAUAACAUAAAGAUCAGCUUCGGUCGAUAUUCAUUCGUGGACGACGGUUUUUUAUUUCCUAGAUUAUCUUGAACACCUCAACUAAGCAAAAAUUCUGCUAGGCUACAAGGCUUCCGUAGAAAUGGGUUUUUAUUGCCCACUAAUCUCAACCUACCUUUAUUCAUAUUUUCUCUGUACGAUUUUGAGCAUGUUUCAACGUCCAAGAUAGCAUUGAUAUACUUGUACGACAUUUGGAAGAAUCAGGAUUGACAAUUCCGACGAAACGUAUACUGAUAUUCUAGCCAACCCACCGGUUUUUCAGUUGUACUCCAAAAUAUGAGAUCAUUUUGUGAUAUCGAUUUUUGAUCCUCAUGAAUUAUUUGAUCCGGCUAUAGAUACUCCCACACAGGUACUUCAUUGCUGAUUCGCAAUGAAACAAGUCAUUUCAAUGCUUUUGGUCGUUGAAAACUUGCUCUUUUCAUUCAAAUAAAUUUCGUAUCGAAAUAA
Molecule: messenger RNA, 2128 nt
Organism: Styela clava
Lineage: Eukaryota; Metazoa; Chordata; Ascidiacea; Stolidobranchia; Styelidae
Source: RefSeq, a predicted model, not a curated record